Messenger RNA from Apodemus sylvaticus (European woodmouse), 849 nucleotides. RefSeq names its product paired like homeobox 2A (gene Phox2a). The record is from RefSeq and is a predicted model, not a curated record. Lineage: Eukaryota; Metazoa; Chordata; Mammalia; Rodentia; Muridae. Gene Ontology annotation, biological process: regulation of transcription by RNA polymerase II. The transcript has 3 exons. Gene Ontology annotation, molecular function: RNA polymerase II transcription regulatory region sequence-specific DNA binding; DNA-binding transcription factor activity, RNA polymerase II-specific. The coding region runs from base 4 to 849 and encodes 281 amino acids.
CCGAUGGACUACUCCUACCUCAAUUCGUACGAUUCGUGCGUGGCGGCCAUGGAGGCGUCCGCCUACAGUGACUUCGGCGCCUGCAGCCAGCCUGGAGGCUUCCAAUACAGUCCCCUGCGGCCUGCCUUCCCCGCCGCGGGGCCACCUUGCCCCGCUCUCGGCUCCUCCAACUGUGCGCUUGGCGCCCUACGCGACCACCAGCCCGCACCCUACUCGGCAGUUCCCUACAAGUUCUUCCCGGAGCCGUCCGGCCUGCACGAGAAGCGCAAGCAGCGGCGCAUCCGCACAACGUUCACGAGUGCUCAGCUCAAGGAGCUGGAGCGCGUCUUCGCCGAGACCCACUACCCGGACAUUUACACUCGAGAGGAACUGGCGCUCAAGAUCGACCUCACUGAGGCUCGCGUGCAGGUCUGGUUCCAGAACCGCCGGGCCAAGUUCCGCAAACAGGAGCGCGCGGCCAGCGCCAAAGGCGCGGCGGGAGCGACGGGCGCCAAAAAGGGCGAGGCGCGUUGCUCGUCGGAGGACGACGACUCCAAGGAGUCCACGUGCAGCCCCACGCCCGACAGCACCGCGUCGCUGCCGCCGCCACCGCCGGCACCCAGCCUGGCCAGCCCGCGCCUGAGCCCCAGUCCUCUGCCCGCCGCGCUGGGCUCCGGGCCCGGACCCCAGCCACUCAAGGGCGCGCUGUGGGCAGGAGUGGCGGGCGGUGGGGGUGGCGGGCCCGGCGCGGGCGCAGCGGAGCUGCUCAAGGCCUGGCAGCCGGCAGAGCCCGGGCCCGGUCCCUUCUCGGGAGUUCUGUCCUCCUUUCACCGGAAGCCCGGCCCCGCCCUGAAGACAAACCUCUUCUAG